Messenger RNA from Closterium sp. NIES-65, 672 nucleotides. The record is from the annotation of a GenBank genome assembly. Lineage: Eukaryota; Viridiplantae; Streptophyta; Zygnematophyceae; Desmidiales; Closteriaceae.
AUGCCAUCCAUCGGCGAUUCCCCCAUGAAGCAGUACUACCUGUGUGCAUGCACAAUGGUCCUUGACAGCGCGAAGUUCAUGGGGGAGUGGCUGCUGUACCACGCAUUUCUUGGUGUGGAGCAUUUCUUUGUGUAUGACAACGGCAGUGAAGACGGGCUUUGGAAGUCCAUCAAAGAAGCUCAGGGGACCGGCCGUGCUCGAGGCUUUCAAGUUUCAGCCACUAUACGUAGCUGGCCCUGGCUCAAGUCACAGGAAGGCGGUUUCUCUCAUUGUGCCCUGCAAGCCAAGAAGCUCUGCACGUGGGCCAUGUUCUUUGACGUGGACGAGUUUGUCUUCCCGGCACGGAUGGUGAAGGAGAUUGAGUCACGGAGCCUGUUCGCUGCUGGAAGUCAGUAUUCCGUUCUUCUCAACAAGUUUGUGAGAGGUAUGGUUAAGGGGCAUGCUGCAGCAAAGAAGGCCGCAGGUAGAAACGAGUCGUGUCAACAGCUUGGGCAGAUUGCGCUACCCGGCCUUUUGUUUGGCCCAUCAGGUCGGCGCACUGGCAAGGCAGCAGCAGUGCAGCAGGCGAGGGACGGAAAGGCAGGGAGAGGGGGGAAGGCGGAGGAGAAGAUUGAGAAGGACCAAGUCACAAGGAAGCAGCAGCUGCUGGAGCAAGCCGUUCAGGAGGUAUGA